Molecule: messenger RNA, 1233 nt
Organism: Camellia sinensis
Lineage: Eukaryota; Viridiplantae; Streptophyta; Magnoliopsida; Ericales; Theaceae
Source: RefSeq, a predicted model, not a curated record
UCAAACACUCUCUUCCCCACAGCACAACACAACACUCAACAACCAAAACAAGUCUCUUUCAAGCAAAGCCUCUCUUUCCAAUCUCUCCAAAAAUGGCUUCUCUUUACUAUCUCACCACCAUCCUCACUUCACUCCUCCUUUUACUUUCUACCCUACCCAAUCCUUCCUCCGCCACAUCACGCAAGCUCGCAGCUCUGGUUAAGCAACAACCUCUCGUACUUAAAUACCACAACGGCCCACUUCUCAAAGGCAAUCUCACUCUCAACCUCCUCUGGUACGGCCAUUUCUCCCCAUCCCAGCGCUCCAUAAUUGUCGAUUUCGUCCAAUCCUUGAACUCCCCCAAUACGCCGCCGCCCUCCGCUGGAUCCUGGUGGCAAACCACCGAGAAGUACAAAGCCGGCGCCUCCACUCUCGUCCUCGGCACCCAAAUCCUCGACGAGAAUUACUCGCUUGGGAAAUCACUGACAACCUCUCAAAUCAGUGAUUUGGCCUCCAAAGCACCGCAUGUGAAUUCUAUCAAUGUGGUUUUGACAGCGGCCGAUGUAGCCGUUGAUGGAUUCUGCAUGAGCCGAUGCGGGACUCACGGGUCGGGUUUUUCUAACCCGAAGGACAAGCAGGGCAAAUUUGCUUAUGCAUGGGUGGGUAACCCGGUGAGUCAGUGCCCGGGUCAGUGUGCCUGGCCAUUCCACCAACCCAUAUUUGGACCCCAGACUCCGCCGUUGGUGGCUCCGAACGCUGAUGUGGGGGUUGACGGAAUGGUGAUCAACUUGGCGACGGUUUUGGCUGGUACGGUGACGAAUCCUUUUGGCGAUGGCUACUUCCAGGGGCCUGCGACAGCGCCGUUGGAGGCCGUGACGGCGUGCACUGGCAUAUUCGGGUCAGGAGCGUACCCGGGAUAUGCCGGGUCGGUUUUGAUGGACAAGGCUACGGGUGCGAGCUAUAAUGCGAAUGGAGUAAACGGGCGUAGAUACCUGCUGCCGGCUAUGUGGGAUCCACAGACCUCCACCUGCAAGACACUCGUGUGAACACAAUGCAUUUGCUUGGAUCUGAUGGACAUUUUUUGAUUUGAUUAUUAGUGUGUGAAUAUAUACUUAUAAAUUAUAUAAUAUGGUUCUAUAGUAGUUUGCAAAAGCACUUUGUUAAUUCGAAGAAAGAAAACAAAAUUUAUUAACGGUUCAACUCUCGAUCGUAUGAAAGUUAUUUAUUUAUUUAUUUAUUUAAAUAUUACUUGGA